Messenger RNA from Procambarus clarkii (red swamp crayfish), 6220 nucleotides. RefSeq names its product fibroblast growth factor receptor 1. Lineage: Eukaryota; Metazoa; Arthropoda; Malacostraca; Decapoda; Cambaridae. The record is from RefSeq and is a predicted model, not a curated record. Gene Ontology annotation, biological process: synapse organization. Gene Ontology annotation, cellular component: neuron projection membrane.
GGAACAAUGCCUGUUUUACGAGCUCGGAACGAUGCCUGUUUUACGAGCUCGCUCACGGAAUGUAUUAUUAAUGUGUCUUCAUGUACUGUAGGUAUAUAUGAAGAAAACAAAACUAGUUUCUUGCGGAAACUUGAACACCUUUGCUUCAAGAAAAUCAUUAAAAUCGAACAGUUAACGAGUGAUUGAUUGCGUGUAACGUGAAGUGAAACCCAGAAAUUGGGUCACCUAAAAAAACUGCAUCAUCUACACGUCUGCGUCAUCUACACGUCUGCGUCAUCUACACGUCUGCGUCAUCCAGAUACCUGCGUCAUCCAGAUACCUACGUCAUCUACACGUCUGCGUCAUCCAGACGUCUGCAAUAAGGUGCCAGCCAAGGCCAGAGAAGCAGCAGCAGCAGCAGCAGCAGCAGCAGCAGUAGCAACAGCAGGUCAGCGGUUGAGCUGCAGCAGCCUCCAGUAUGCGUGGCUCCCUGCUGCUGCAAGCCCUUCUCCUGCAGCUCACAGACGUGCUGUUGGUGGAGAGUAAGCUGAGGACGAACCCAACUGGCAACAACCAGGUGGAGGCCCAGGCUGUAGGAAUGGCGGACUGGGCAGCCUUUUCCACCCCCAAAGGCCCACACUUCGCCCCUGACACCCCCACCUGCGUCACGGCUGCUGUAGGAGCCCCGGCUCACGUUCCCUGCAAGGCCAGGAACCUGGGCUCCAAGUCGGUGUCGUGGAUCCGUCACCGGGACCUGCACGUGCUGACGGUGAGCUCCUUCACCUUCACUAACGACGAGAGGUUCUCGGCCCACCGGGACCCCGCCACAGGUGACUGGGUCUUGGUGUUGCGGCGGCCGCUGCCCUCGGACUCAGGAUUUUACGAGUGUUCCAUCUCCACCAAGCCCGUCACCACAAUUAGUGUCAAGCUCGAUGUUGUUGUGCCGACGGCUGAGCUGCUGGGGGACGGGGAAGUGUACCUGGACCGAGGCAGCACUCUUAAUCUAACCUGCGUCGUCCACUUCAGCCCAACUCCGCCGGAAUUCAUCCUAUGGUACCACCGUGAUAAGCUGGUGAACUACGGGUCACGUGAGGGGCGAGAGAUCAAGGUAGCGACGGUCCACAAGGGAGACACCACCCGCUCCUCUCUCCUGGUGCACAACGCCACCGUCUGGGACUCUGGCAGGUACUCCUGUAAGCCUUCAAAUGCCCAGAAGAUUUCCAUCGACGUCCACGUACUCAAGAGCGAGACACCCGCAGCCAUGCAAACCACGACCAGCAGCGCCCCUCCAGCCGCCGCCAGCCACCUCCUAUCACAGGUCUUUGUCACCGCCUUCUGUGUCCUCGCCGCCGCCGCCCACACGCCCGACGUCGCAUCAUUGCUUAUCUUCAUCUCCUCGGGCCGCCCGUUCCCCCUUUUCACUCUGUUUACCAACAGAUAAGGAGACAGGGACCCCCCCCCCUCUCUCUCUCGCCUUGUCUGUGGUUGAGUACACGCCUCUUAGAUCUCUGGAGAAGAGGCAGAAAUGGGAGGGCGCUGUGGCUGUGUAAUGCCUCAUAUAGAGAUACAGGAGUGCUCACUCCUCGCUACACACACACACACGCUCAACUGUGUCAUUAGUUAGGUGUAUAUCCAGUUAGAGUUCAGGUAUCACUGAACUUCUCAGUCACGUGUUUGUGUAAAAACAACACACCAACAGAUGUAUUAUUAUAAAAUUGUAUAAAUAAAUUUAUAUGUAUAUAUUAAAUACUGCCUCAGCCAUGAGCCAGUGUAUGUUGACAAUCUGGUUGGCUAAGGUUCCGUGUGUCUACCUUCCUUAUGUUUUAGGUCGCUUGUUUCCACACCAAUUAUGUCUUGCAGUUUGUUGAUUUGCUAUCAUCAGGCGUUGAGUAUAUUCUCACCACGCACCCUCCCCCUCCCCCCUCCCUUCCAUCCCACCACCUAACAUGGGAUAGACCAACACAUUUGUAUACUGGCUGGUUCCCCCUCACCCAACACGGGAGACAUCUCCCGUCACGCAGGGUGCAGUCGCACCUCCACAGAUCUCCAGUAUCAUCUAUUGAUACUGCUAAUGCCUCAAAAGGGCCACCAUUUACGGGCUAUUCAUGCCCGUGCCACCUUUUGGGUGGCUUAAUCUUUAUCAAUCAAUCAAUCACUUCACCCAACCAAUCGGCCUCGCUUCUUGCAGGUCGUCGCUCGAUCCCCCGAUGGUCCAAGGAGCUGGGGGGGCACCGUUCCUUUCCUCUGCCCUCUGCUCGUCUUCAUAGCCCUUCUAAGUGAAAUAUAUAAUCACUCUGGCUUCUUGUUUUAUCCUCAUUCAUACCUUAUGUUAACUUCUGUUGCUGUCUGUCGGUGUUCCACUUUGUGAGUCUACCUGGACGGUUCACCUGACAGCGGAUCGAAGGAACUGACACAGGAAUUAAAUUGAGUGUCAGUUCUAACGUCAGCGGAGAAGGGAAACCAAGUGACCAUUAGCUGCUGUAUGCGAACCAUUUAUUAAUAUAAAGCAAAAUUGAAGCAACAUUCAUAAAGGCAGGAGAAAGUUUUCACAAAACACACACACACACACACACAGGGGGGGGGGGGGAACUUUCACAUUACACAAAGCCAGGAGGAAAGUUUAAACACUCACAAACAGAGGGGAAAGCUUGCACAGCACAUAGAGUAGGGGAGAGUUUACACUACACAUACACAGGGCAUGGGAGAGUUUACACAUCACAUACACAGGGCAGGGGAAAGUUUACAGAGCACACAAUGAAAAAUGUACACAACAGAGUCAAGGUAAGUUUACACAACACACAAUGAGAAAUGUACACAACAUAGAGUCAAGGUAAGUUUACACAACACACAAUGAGAAACGUACACAACAUAGAGUCAAGGUAAGUUUACACAACACACAAUGAGAAAUGUACACAACAUAGAGUCAAGGUAAGUUUACACAACACACAAUGAGAAAUGUACACAACAUAGAGUCAAGGUAAGUUUACACAACACACAAUGAGAAAUGUACACAACAUAGAGUCAAGGAAAGUUUGCACAACACACACAUAGGCAGGAAAAGAUAAUUAUUACAUUUACCUAUUGCUAGAUAAUACUUUUAAAUUUUUAAAUUACUUACUUUUAAAUUAAUUAUUUUUAUUUUAUAAAAAUUAAGUAUUUUAAAGUAUACUUUUAAAUUAUUUGAUUUCAUUCCCAUCAAUAUUGAUGUUUUCUAUAAUUUAAUAACAUUUAUAGAUUCACAAUACGCACCAAAUAUUUUGAAUAGCAUUGCAAAGUCUUCAUAAAUUAUUUAAUAACGAAAACCCCUGAAGUGAGACUUAUUGUGGGAGGAAUUACAUCUUCGUCUCAGGCCUCAGUAAUUUAAUUCAGGCCUAUUUACCUCAGUAAAUAGAUGAACAGUUUCAAAAUAAACAGCACCAACGUUUCACUUGUUCACCCUUGAUAUAUGGUUUAAAAUUCGUAGAUUUAGCUAGCUGUAUCCUGUCGACCAAAACAUCCCACAACGGAGGUCAUUUCACUACGUAGUUCGAUCAUUUGUAAGGGCCAAUCUUAGUUCGUGGUUGACAAGACGGGUCAAAUGUCGUGGUGUCAAGAAGCGAAGGUGUGCAACUUGCAAAGGUUAAGUGGUCAAAGUGUGAGAGUGAGCUGUCUAAUUUCUUCAAACUCUGCAAUCUCUCACUUUCUUAACUUUACGAUUCGAAAAUGAUGUAUCAAAGUCAUCAGUACGGGACUAUACUCUGAAGUCUGACAUACAGGCUAUGGUCGCGUUAGUUGAAAAUUCACAAUUUGUCGCUAUAUAUUUGUAAACUAAUUGUUUGUCUGUAUUUUGAACAUGUUGCAUGUAGUGAUAUUUUCCCAUUAUAAAAUGAUAACUAUUAACUUUUUAUCGAGAACUUUAACUUAAAAAUCAAUAUUUAUCUGCAUAUAGAAGAAAAUGUUCUAUUUUACAUUACUAGAAGGUCAAACAUGUUUUUCAAAUAUUUGAAAUGUUUAUUAUCACCAAAAAGUAUAAAUGUGAUUUAGCCAUUAGACAACGGUCAAAUAAUGACUAAAUACAGUAAAUCCAAUUUUAAAUUGCCAAUGUUAUAAUAUUAGAAUCGUGAUCUCACGAAAAAAUAUAAUUAAUCGCAGUGAGUUGUGCAAAUAUUUACAAAAAUGUAAGAAUGAAUGAAUUAUCAGGGGACAGCCCCUAGCCAUUACGACUAUACAGCACUGAGAAGGGAUCAGGAUAAGGAUUUGUGAUAGGACUGGGGAAAGGACUGGUGUCCAACCGCUUGGACGGUCGGGGAUUGAACGCCGACCUGCAUGAAGCGAGACCGUUGCUCUACCGUCCAGCCCAAUAACUGGGCUGGACAGCCCAAUGUAAGAAGAUAAACAUUGUGAUGUACGGGUAACCAGUGAACAACGUGACGUUAGCCAGCGGGCACAGUACCCAAGAGUAACGACAAUCCAACGUUAUUCAAUGUUGAAUUAACGCUGGUAACGGUGACUGGACGUUGAGCCAAGUAACUGUUUAAUAUUGUCCUACUCGGUAUGAAUUUAUACCCUGAACAAACCACAGCUAAAAUUAUUGUCUUGCCUAAUAGCUAGAACUGCACUACUUGGGCUAGUAAAUAAGGUCCUAUUUGCUUAAUAGCCAGAGCGAUUUUGGUUAUUUUAAAAUAUUUCUUUACAAAAUCGAUUCAUUCCAGUCACUGUUAAUAUAUUAGGAACAUUAAUUAUUGACUUAUUCGGUUAGGUAACGUUAAGUAAGGUUGGCUAGCUCAAAUUUUUGUUAGUUUUACUAAAAACAAAUCGUUAUCAUAUAUAAUACAGCAUAACCAUCAGCCUCCCGUAUUAAAAAAUAUUUGAAAACUUUAAUAUUUAUGGAAAAUUCAAUAAUUUUUAGAAUAAUAAUGCAACACUCAGCCAUAUUUCAGCAAGUUUUAGAAACAAAAAUGAAUUGGAAGCUGAAUUUCUUCCAGUGCUAUCAAGGUCAGGUAAUUUGAGUUGCAGAACAAUUUUCAUGGUUCGCAUCCCUCCACACUACCUGUUUCUAAAGAAAUUACGACAAUUUCAGUUUGUUCUUAAAUUUUACCUUAAAGCACUCCCGUUAAAUGUAACCCUCGAUUGACAUAAUACAGCUUGAAAGAAGAGUCAGAAUGUCUACGUUACCUGAGUGUUAGUUUUGGUUGAAAGAGGUUGGGUUGAGUUUGCGUUAGAUUCAGUUGGGUUGAAUCUGACGAUAGUGUUUUGAUUCGCGAUAUUCUGAAAUGCGGUUGUGUUGAAAGUAGUAGUGACCAGCGUCACACACCGAGGGGGAUAACAUGGGAUGACUUACUACCCCGGGUGUUGGGUACUACUACAGGUGUUGAAACACCUCCAGAAGCAUUGAAACACUGCCCUAGACCCAGAAACACUACCACAGAUGCACAAACAUUACCACAGGUGUUGAAAUACUACCACGGGUGUUGAAACACUAAUGCAUGUGUUGAAACACUACCAAAUAGUACCGAGAGAGAGUAGUUCUUUAGAACGUACUUCAUCGGGUCUAAGAAAGUGUAGUUAAGACCAGCCAGAAAAUACGGUCCCAUACAGACGCAAGUUCCCAUUCUCACACUUUUUGUGUGGUCUGGUCAACUCCAAAAGUAAUCAUCCGUAAGAGUGAGCACGUCCAGCUUCUUGAGACCACAAAGAACAAUAGAGACCAUCACCUCCAGGUGAUCAUCUUAUUACAUACUUCUCAUUAUUUCAAGUAGAUCAUCAUGCCUGAUAAUUUCCAUCACCACAGUGAAGUCCAACAUAACAGCUCCCAUCACCCAUAGAUGAAUAUGACAGUUCCCAUCACCCGUAAGGAGAUGAACAUGACAGCUCCCAUCACCCGUAAGGAGAUGAACAUGACAGCUCCCUUCACCCAUAGAGAGAUGAAUAUGACAGUUCCCAUCACCCGUAAAGUGAUGAACAUGACAGCUCCCAUCAUCCGUAAGGUGAUGAACAUGUUCCCAUCACCUCCGGUCUGACCAACAUAGCUGACAGUUCCCAUCACAUUCGUCAAGGCUGUUACCUCCAUCUCUGGGGUGUAUGAGGACGCUCCCUGUAAUUACCAGAACAUAAAAUGUUUUCCCUGGUAGUGCUUGAACCUGAUGGCAUCGUGUGUCGAGGGUAGUUAACGCUCACAUAUCUCCCGCCCUCAUGCCGAGCUUAUGUUAGUCACCGCUCGGGUUUCCGAGCGGUGUUCCGAGCCCUGAAAUACUCACGUUCG